AUGGGGAAUCAUUUGCAAAAGAAGAUUGGCUCUGGAGAGGGAACUAGGCAAAGAUAUUCUAGAGUAUUUGUUCGAGGAAAAUGUGUGACAUUCUCUACAAGUGUGAUCAACAAGGUGCUGGGUAACUCAGAUGACCCUCAUCCUGACAUAGAAGUAUCUGACAAUGUGGUCUGCAAAACCAUCACAGCUGACAAAGUGAAAACCUGGCCAAAGAAGGAGAAGGUACCUGCAGUCAAGCUGACCCAAAAGUAUGCCAUUUUGAAUCGUAUUGCAUCUGUCAACUGGGUUCCUACUACACAUGCAUCCGAUAUUGCUACAAGUCUGGGUAAGCUCAUUUACAUGAUUGGUACUGGUGCAAAAUUUAAUGCUGGUCAAUAUAUCUUUAAUCAAGUUGUGCAGCAUGCUAAGACUUCUGUCACCAAGCAACCCAUUGCAUUUCCAACAUUGAUCUGUGACAUCAUCUUGUCCCAACAUCCUAAUAUAAGGCAUGAGGGUGAGUCUGCUAAGAAAAGGGCAACUCCUCUGGCCAUUCAUCAGAAGCUGUACAGUAAACAACAUGCUCCAGAUAUUAUUGGACCAUCAAAUGCUGUUAUUGAUACUCCUAUGACAAGGAAGGAGAUGAUUGCUAUGCUGGAAGCAAACUGUAAGGAGCUAGAUGAAAAGAAGUUGCAGUUUGAAAGGAUGAUACAUGCUCUCAGGGUUGAAGAGGCUGCAGCUCAAGCAGCUGAUGCAGGUGAUGAUGGUACUAGUGGUGAAGAAGAAGCUGACUCAGAUGCUGAAGGAGAAGAAAGUGAUUCCUCCCCAAGUGCUUCUGUGUAA
Trifolium pratense (red clover) is the source of this 819-nucleotide messenger RNA. RefSeq lists its product as uncharacterized. The transcript has 2 exons. The record is from RefSeq and is a predicted model, not a curated record. Bases 1 to 819 code for a protein of 272 amino acids. NCBI's taxonomy places the organism in Eukaryota, Viridiplantae, Streptophyta, Magnoliopsida, Fabales, Fabaceae.